Molecule: messenger RNA, 2334 nt
Organism: Caenorhabditis briggsae
Lineage: Eukaryota; Metazoa; Nematoda; Chromadorea; Rhabditida; Rhabditidae
Exons: 6
Coding region: 1-2334 (777 amino acids)
Biological process (GO): protein folding
Cellular component (GO): nucleus; cytosol
Molecular function (GO): ATP-dependent protein folding chaperone; ATP binding
Source: RefSeq, a predicted model, not a curated record
AUGUCGGUUCUCGGAUUCGAUAUCGGUAACCUCAACUGCUACAUUGGUGUUGCACGCCAAGGAGGUAUUGAGGUUAUCACGAAUGAUUAUUCCUUGCAUGCCACUCCAGCUUGCGUUUCUUUUGGACCAAAGGACCGAUCGAUGGGAGUAGCGGCUCGUCAAGCGGUCAACACAAAUAUCAAAAAUACCGUUAUCAAUUUUAAGCAUCUGGUUGGGCGCAAGUUCAGCGAUCCGAUUGCGCAACGAUUCAUUCCAUUUAUUCCUUGCAAAGUUGUCCAACUUCCAAAUGAUGACAUCGGAAUCGAAGUCAGCUAUCUCGGAGAACCACAUACUUUCUCCCCAGAGCAAGUUCUAGCAGCUCUGCUCACCAAGUUGCGUACAAUCGUUGAGUCCCAGCUGACGGAUGUGAAAAAAGUUUCCGACUGUGUCCUGGCGGUUCCAUCUUACUUUACCGAUGUCCAAAGACGUGCAGUUUUCUCCGCAAUUCAAUAUGCUGGGCUAAACUCCCUCCGCAUCAUCAAUGAAACAACAGCCAUCGCUCUGGCAUACGGUAUUUACAAGCAAGAUCUCCCAGAAGAAGAUGCCAAGCCACGUAAUGUUGUCUUCCUCGACAUCGGGCACUCGUCAACUCAAGCCUCAUUGGUUUCUUUCAACCGCGGAAAGUUGCAAAUGGUCAACACAUCCUACGAUCUGGAAGCUGGUGGUCUCUGGUUCGACGCUCUCAUUCGUGAGCAUUUCAGAAAGGAGUUCAAGACUAAAUACGGAAUCGACGCUUCCACUUCUCCACGACCAUGGCUUCGGCUUCUUGAUGAGUGUGAGCGAGUGAAGAAACAGAUGUCUGCGAAUCAAACACCAAUUCCGCUCAACAUUGAAUGCUUCAUGGAAGACAAGGAUGUCACCGGAAAGAUGCAGCGUCAGGAGUUCGAAGAACUAGCAGCACCAAUCUUCAAUCGUAUCAAGCAAGUUCUUGUCAACUUGUUCACGGAAGAUGUUGCCAUCAAGCCAGAAGAUGUCGAAGAAAUUGAAAUUGUUGGAGGAUCUUCGAGAAUUCCAAUGAUCAGACAAAUCGUUAAAGAUCUUUUUGGAAAAGAACCGAAAACCACGAUGAAUCAAGAUGAGGCUGUAGCUCGUGGAGCUGCCAUGCAGUGCGCUAUUCUUUCACCAACAUUCCGUGUUCGUGAGUUCGCCAUCAAGGACUCGCAGCCGUACCGUAUUCGUCUCAGCUGGAACGGACCAGGAGACAACGGAGGAGAAAAUGACGUCUUCGCUCCACGAGACGAAGUACCAUUCUCAAAGCUUGUAUCUCUUCUCCGUAGUGGACCAUUCCAAGUCGAAGCUCACUAUGCUCAACCAAACGUCGUUCCCCACAACCAAGUUCAUAUUGGUUCCUGGAAAGUUAAUGGUGCUCGUCCAGGUGCUGAUGGUGCUAACCAAAAAGUCAAAGUCAAGGUCCGCGUCAACCCAGAUGGUGUUUUCACAAUUGCAUCGGCCAUUAUGUACGAGCCAAAGAUUGUCGAGGAAGUUCCCGCUGAAGCAAUGGAAGUGGACGGAAACGGCAAUCCAGACGCUCCGCCAGCUGAGCCACUCGAACCAGUGAAGAAAACCAAGUUGAUUCCUGUGGAUCUGGAGGUGAUCGAAUCGAUUCCAGUUAAAUACGAUGUUCAAAAAUUCCACGAGCUUGAACUUCGUAUGCAAGCCGCUGAUGCCAGAGAAAAAGAUAAGGCGGACGCUAAGAACUCACUCGAGGAAUACGUUUAUGAAAUGCGCGACAAGCUUUCUGAGCAAUACGCCGAUUUCAUCACUCCAGCAGCCGCUGACGAGUUCCGUUCAGCUUUGACUUCUACGGAAGAUUGGCUCUACGAUGAAGGAGAGGAUACCGAGCGUGAUGUCUACGAGAAGAGACUCUAUGAGUUGAAGGCAGUCGGCACUCCAGUGGUGGAACGCUAUCGUGAGUUCGAAACCAGAAAGCCAGCUUUCGAUACCUUCGAUCAAUCCAUUCUUCGUGUACGAAAAGCCUACGAAGAUUACGUCAAUGGUGGCCCAACUUAUGCUCACCUCGAUAGUAAAGAAAUGGAAAAGGUGAUCAAUGCUAUCGAAGACAAGAAGAAGUGGCUCGAUGAGGCUCGUCACAAGCAAGAGACCCGCUCAAAAACUGAUGCUCCAGUCGUAUUCACUGAGGAAAUCAAUCAAAACAAAAAUGCCUUCGAAAAUAUUGUGAACCCAAUCCUCAACAAGAAGAAACCUGCUGCCCCAGCUCCACCAAAGAAGGAAGAUACCCAACCAGCUGCUGGAGAUCAACCACAGUCCCAGCCAGGAGAGAUGGAUGUCGAUUAG